This is a messenger RNA of Cariama cristata (Red-legged seriema), 686 nucleotides long. Its product is annotated as kelch-like protein 35. The transcript has 4 exons. Lineage: Eukaryota; Metazoa; Chordata; Aves; Cariamiformes; Cariamidae. Gene Ontology annotation, molecular function: protein binding. The annotation marks the transcript as partial. The record is from RefSeq and is a predicted model, not a curated record.
GAGGACACAUAAGCAGCAACGAUGUUUGGGUGCUGAGCUCCCAGCUGAAUGUCUGGAUCAAGGUUGCUUGUCUGCAGAAAGGCCGAUGGAGGCAUAAAAUGGCAACUCUUCAGGGCAAGAUCUACGCUGUGGGAGGUUUUGAUGGUUUUUACCGCCUCUCUAGCGUGGAGUGCUAUGACACCUUCUCCAACAGCUGGUCAACCUUGGCCCCGCUGCCUCAGGCUGUGAGCUCGGCGGCUGUGGUCUCCUGCCUGAACAAGCUCUACGUGCUGGGCGGUGCUGUGGAUGACACCGCUAACACUGACAAGGUCCAGUGUUAUGAUCCAGAGGAGAACAAGUGGUCGCUCUUGUCUCCCACCCCUUUUUACCAGAGGUGCAUCAGUGCCGUCUGCUUGGACAACAUCAUUUAUGUUGUAGGUGGACUCCUCAGUAAAAUCUUCAGCUAUGAUCCAAGGAAAGACAGCUGGCGAGAAGUGGCCACCCUCCCUGGGCCUCUGGAGAGCUGUGGCCUGACAGUUUGCGGAGGGAAGAUUUACAUCCUGGGUGGCCGAGAUGAGAACGGAGAAGGCACGGACAAAGCGUUCACAUUCGACCCGGUAACAGGGAGCGUGGAGCAGCAGCCGCCGCUGCAGCGCUGUACCAGUUAUCACGGCUGUGUCACCAUCCUGCAGCGCAUGAACAGAUGA